This is a messenger RNA of Musa acuminata subsp. malaccensis (wild Malaysian banana), 734 nucleotides long. The record is from RefSeq and is a predicted model, not a curated record. NCBI's taxonomy places the organism in Eukaryota, Viridiplantae, Streptophyta, Magnoliopsida, Zingiberales, Musaceae.
AUGGCUCUGUCUCGUACGAAAACGCAACCAACUCUUCGCUCUGUCCUCCUCCGUCGCCUCCCAAGAAAUCAGGGAUUUCAAAUUGUAGGGUUUACUGAACUCAGCCGGCCAUGUCAACCUUCUGCGGAUUCUUCGGGGUCGCCGUGGCCUUCGUCUUCUCCUGUAAUCCCCCCUUCGAUCGAAUCCCAGGCCUCCCGCGAUCCGGAAUAUGGCUUUGAUGGUUCGGUUUCGUCUCCUUGUGGGGGCAUCGGGGGCGGCGUGCGGGUCGAACUUGAUGGGCGUGAUACGAAGACCGGAGCUCGGGAGAAGUCGAUCGUGCGCGUCGUCUUGGCCGGAGUGCUCGGGAUGCGGGCGGUGGCCAUCGCCGUUAUGUUUAGCAAUAAUAUUAUAGACCCUAAGGCCACCUCGUACUACCUUCUCGAAGGCUGCACCCACCUCUCGUUAGGGCUGGCAUGUGGCCUCGGUGGGUUCUCUGCGGGGGUGGCGAGAGGGCUCGAUCGGGAUGCCGGUGUCAGAUUGCAUAAACUGUUGUGUGAUUAUGUUGCGAUGCUCAAGUUUUUAGAUGCUCAUUCUCAGUCAGCUAUGUGUUCAAUGCUCAUUUUUCCCUACAUAGUUCACAAUGCUGUUGGCGAUGAUACUGAAGCUUUAGACUGAAAGCCUUUGUAAAUGCAAUUCUGGGACAUUUGGCUGUUGCUAUCUGAGUAUAAAAGAUUGACCAUACUUCUUCCAAGAAC